This is a messenger RNA of Pneumocystis carinii B80, 2251 nucleotides long. RefSeq lists its product as hypothetical. Gene Ontology annotation, cellular component: nuclear pore; nuclear pore central transport channel. The transcript has 6 exons. The record is from RefSeq and is a predicted model, not a curated record. Gene Ontology annotation, biological process: RNA export from nucleus; protein import into nucleus. The coding region runs from base 38 to 1618 and encodes 526 amino acids. Lineage: Eukaryota; Fungi; Ascomycota; Pneumocystomycetes; Pneumocystales; Pneumocystaceae. Gene Ontology annotation, molecular function: structural constituent of nuclear pore; phospholipid binding.
CCUCAUCCUCUCUGGAGAUCCUCAAGCUCCACAUAAAAUGACAUCAGAAUUUUCUUUUAAAAACGUUUUAGACAAAAAUUCUAACCAGUCAACAAUAAAUACAAAAGAUUCUUCUGGAAAGAUUAGUUCUACAAAUACACCAGCAACACCAGUUGCACCAUUAUCGUUUUCAUCAGCAGCUUUUAAGUUCGGGGAUAGUACUACGCCAGCAGGCCAACCACCAGUACACCCACUUGGAAAAGUGGGUGGUUCUGAAGGGAAUACCUUAGAAAAUAAAGGGUUUCAAUUGGGGACAACAGGGACGAUAUUUGGGGCGAAAAGCGAAUCUACGACGACGUCGUCUACGCCUUUUGUUUUUGGGUCAGGAACAGCUCAAUUGGAAUCUAAACCAGUUGGUCAAAAUAAGCCUACAUUAUUUACAUUUGGUUCAUUAACAGAAAAAAAUACACAAACGUCACAAGAAAAGCCGACAGAAUCUACGCCAUCAUUUUCAUUUGGUCUUUCUACAACACCAACACCUAUAUUUGAAUCGGGUAGUACGGCAAAAACAGAUGCAUCAAAUGUUUCAGUUGAAAAGUCAUCUGUUGCUUCUAAUAAUUUAAAACCAACGGCGACAUUUUCAUUUGAAAGUUCUUCUACACAACAAAAUUUUUCAAAACCUUCAACAUUUUCUUUUCAGAAGCCACAAGAAUCUAAACCGACAUUUACAUUUGGAGCAACAUCUACAGCAGAUCCAAAAACCACGUUAGCAGACACUAAAAAAUCUGAAGAACCUAAACCUUCAUCUACAACAGAUACCUCAGCUUCUACGACUUCAAGUUUAUUUAAUGCUCCAACAUCUAUUUCUUCAAAUAUUCCAAGUUUUAAAGCAAAAGAUUCUUCGCAAACAUCAACCAAACCGGCCUCAGAAACACCAUCAUCUACGUCAAUUGCUUCUAUUGUACCUAAGCCAUUACCAGGAACUUCUACUCAGGAAAUUGGAGGAUCGAAUCUUAAAAAUAAGACUUUAAAAGAUAUUAUUAAUAAAUGGACAAGGGAUUUGGACAAUUAUUCAAGACAGUUUAUCCAGCAAGCAACAGAAGUUUCAAAAUGGGAUAGACUUUUAAUAGAGAGUGGUGAUAAGAUUUCAAAAUUAUAUGCAGAUACUAUUGAAGCAGAGCAAAUACAAACAAAAGUAGAUCAAACGCUGACAUAUAUUGAAAGCCAGCAAAAUGAAAUGUCAGCUUUUCUUGAUCAAUAUGAAAGUCAAGUUCAAGAAUUAAGUGAAAGGCAGUUUUGUACACCAGAUGGAAUGCAACCAGCAGAUCAAGAAAGAGAAAAAGUGUAUACUCUUGCUGAAAAAUUAACAGAAAAACUUGAUGGACUUGGGAGGGAUUUAGGAUCUAUGAUAGAUGAAAUUAAUGCUGCAUCUAAUUUAAUUAAUAAAACGGGUGAAGAUGAUCCGCUUUCCUCAGUUGUUAAAAUCCUUAAUUCACAUCUUUCGAGUUUGCAAUGGAUUCAAUCUACAACUACAAAAUUGCAUUAUAAAAUUGAUGAGGUAAAAAAAGCUGAACAUUCAAUAGAAAAACAACUUGAAGAGAAUGCUUUUUAUGAUGGACAAAAUAUUGGGUUUUCUUAAUUUACUAAUAAAUUCUUAAAUUGUUAUGAGUACAUUUUAAAUCGUUUUUUCUCUCGAAAUUCCUUUAUUUUUUCUUUAUCUUCCUCAAAUCUCUUUUUUAAUUCCGUUAAUUUCUUGUUUUUUCCUUCCUGUUUUUGAAAUUUAUAGAAGUCAUGAAGUAUAUAUUUUUCUUUCUUUUUUUCCUGCAUUUUCAUCCCUUCAUCAAUCCUACCUGCACCUGUUCUUCCUCCCCUAGUAACAGUAAUAAAUCCUUCUUCAUCCGGUUCAGUUCGUUGACGUUUUCUUAAACGUUUCUCUUUUUCCUCAGCUAAAUAAAAGGCUGCCAUAUAUUUGUCAAUUGAUGUCUGCAAUUUUUCAUGCGAAGGAUAUAUUAAAUUAUAAUGCUCCCAAUAAUCUAAAUGAAAUAAACCAUUUUUCUGAUAAAUCAUUGAACAUACGAUUAAAUCCAAGCUCUUGUACUCUAUUUUUCGGUAUAUUUUGUCCCCAUACAUAAUUUUCAAGUUUUUUAUGAUUUUUUUUCUCCAAAAUAUAUUCAAUAUCUUGUUUUUCCAAAAAUUCCACAAUUGCCCACGAUCCAGAUUUUAGAAUUCUUCUUUUCCAUACAAAUAAUAUAGUGUCUUUAAAAUUUGUUUC